Molecule: messenger RNA, 1595 nt
Organism: Sitodiplosis mosellana (orange wheat blossom midge)
Lineage: Eukaryota; Metazoa; Arthropoda; Insecta; Diptera; Cecidomyiidae
Product: protein kinase C and casein kinase substrate in neurons protein 1-like
Exons: 9
Coding region: 87-1376 (429 amino acids)
Biological process (GO): cytoskeleton organization; regulation of endocytosis; plasma membrane tubulation
Cellular component (GO): cytoplasm; endosome; plasma membrane
Molecular function (GO): phospholipid binding
Source: RefSeq, a predicted model, not a curated record
AUUUCAGUUUUAAGCUGUUAAUCAAACCUUGUGAAAUUAUUUUUAGUAGAGCGACCUUUUUUUCGUUGACAAAAGAAAUAAAGAGCAUGUUACGUCGCACCAGGCAACAAAAAAAGGCAGCCAAAAACUCUUUUUGGCAACCAGGAAACUACAAAAAAACAACGAAACGAAUAAAAAAUGGUUACAAAUUAUGCUCAACGUUGCAAGAACUAUUUCAAGAGCGAGCCAAAAUAGAAGCAUCAUAUGCGAAGAACCUUAAAGACUGGGCGAAAUUGUGUAACGUAGUUUUAGAUAAAGGCCCUGAAUAUGGAACGAUGCGAAACGCAUUGAAAGGAAUAUUAGCAGAAGCCGAAUGUCUCUCUGAAAUUCACUCAAGGGUGAAAAAUCGGUUGAGAUGCGGUGAAUUUCAAGAGCUGCAAAUCUGGCAAAAUUGCGCAUACACACCGGUUUUCACCAAGAUUGAAGAGCACAAAAAGAUGAAGGAACAAUUUGAAAAAGCGCAAAAACCAUACGCAAAGCAGUUGGCAAAAGUCGAGCGGGCAAAACAAAAUUAUCACAAACAGUGCGAAGAUCAUAGAAUACUGUUGAAUCAAGUGCGAUGGGCUUCCACUGAAGUUAAAUUGUCAACAGUUCAAAAAAAAACGUUGGUGGCAUACAUUGAAAAAUCGAAAAGCAAGCUAAUCAAGCGCCGUGAGCAAUAUGAAACCGCAUUGCAAAAUCUAAACGAAUAUCAUCCAGUCUACGUACAUGAUAUGAGCACAUUGUUCGCGAAAUGCCAAGAAAUGGAAGCAGCUAGACUCACCUUGUUUAAGAGUGCCUUGUUUUCGGUGCAUCGAGCAUUGAACGUCAUACAAGAUCCGAGUUUGUCACAAAUUUAUGAAGAUUUCCAUAAAACAGUUGACAAUGCCGAUUACCGCACCGAUUUAGAUUGGUGGUCGAGACACUAUGGGGCCGAUAUGCCAGUUGACUUGCCAACAUUUGAUGAAUAUGCUGAAUUUCAAACCCUUGCAUCGAAAUACGAAGCGGUGUAUACACUGCUAGACUCGCCGAUUCAUCCGAAAUCAACACCAGAACAACCGCUACAAGACAGUCAAAUCGAUCAGACAUCGUUAAAUCCACCAAAUAGCAGUGAACAUCUAGGGUCAAGUGGUUUACAGGAGCAAAACGUUUAUUUAUCAAACCUAGCGAACGACAUAACUCCUGAUUCCGAAGUGCAAAGAAAUUUAUGUAUCACGGAUCAUUGGAAUGAUUUUUCACAGGCUGUUUCUUCCGUCGUCAAAUCGCCCUCAUCUAAUAAUGAGGAAGAAGAAAGCGAUGAGCAGGAUGAAAUAGAAAAAAAUGAGCCGCUCGCAGAGAAAGAAUUGUCCAAAAUUUAAAUAAAAACGCAACAAAAUUUCGAUUCCAAUUUCGGUGUUAAAUUAUCAGCUUUGAUGAAUAAUUUUAAUAAUUUCUUCAUUUGGCAAAAUUAUGGCUAAAAACAACAAUUGUUGUUGAAUAAUAAAAUAUUCAAGCAAAAAAUAGUGUUCAAAACCAAGUCAAACCAGUCAUUAAAAUAUAAGUGGCAACAAAAUGAGAUGAACGCACAAAAAUAAAUG